This is a messenger RNA of Helianthus annuus (common sunflower), 1062 nucleotides long. Its product is annotated as general transcription factor IIF subunit 1-like. The record is from RefSeq and is a predicted model, not a curated record. The coding region runs from base 1 to 1062 and encodes 353 amino acids. The transcript has a single exon. NCBI's taxonomy places the organism in Eukaryota, Viridiplantae, Streptophyta, Magnoliopsida, Asterales, Asteraceae.
AUGAUGAUCGAUCAUGCAUAUCCAGAGAUUGAACGUGAUUUGAAGAAUGAUCUGUUAGUGCAAUCACACAUGAGCAACGAUUCUCUAAAGCAUCUUGCGAGAUAUCACCCAAACCAUCCAGAACCAAAGAUAGGUGCUGAAUUCUUCGGAUUUAUAAAGGAUGCAAACUACGUUGAUCCUGAUCCAGUUGAUAAUCAAAACUGGAGAAACGAAGAAGAAAUGAAGGAAGCAACCUAUACUGAAGAGCUAAAAACUCUUUUGGAGUUUAAAACCACCAGAAAUGACUGGUUUGUCAAAGAACCAAGGAGGAGAGGCAGAAAGGUUACCCAUAAAGUACAAGAGGGUGAGGGGUCAUCAUCACAGCCAAAGAAGAAACAAAAGAAAGUGGCAAAGACAUUGCUUGUUGAUGAGCCUGAGGAAGAUGAGCCAGUUGAAACUGCAGAAGAAGAUCUGUAUGCUGAUCAUUUGAUGUUUAACGUUGAUGUUUUAGAUACUGAGCAAGUAGUUAAUGUGGAAGCUGAGAAAGAGAAGGUUAUUGAUGACGUUGAAGGUGAUGAUGUUAAUAAGAGCACUACAAGCUCUUCGAGUUCUUCAUAUGAUGAAAUUGAUGAAACUGAAAGGUUGAAAAGAAUCCAAGCAGAGACAGAGAAAGAGAAGUUGUUGAGAAAGAGAAAGAUGCAAGAAAAGGAAGAUGCUCCAUAUGUGCCAUCUCCGCAACAUGUUUCUGAUUCGCAAUCACCUUCUAGUGGUAGAAAGAAAGCUGGGGCAAGAAAGAAAGUUGUGUCUCCAAAGAUAUGGAAAGUUACUCCAAAGAUUUCUAAGCCGAAGAUUGUCUUGAAGAAGAAACCUUCCAAAGAAUCUAGGAAACCACCAACACCACCACCUGAGUCAACACCACAAUCACCAAUUCAAACACCUCCACAACAAUCUUCACCACCAAAACAACCUUCACCACCAAAACAACCAACACCACCCAAACAACCAUCACCAAUACAUCUUUCACCACUACAUCUCUCACCACCACAACAACAACAAACCCUACUUACAUCGCAAGAUCUUUAA